This is a messenger RNA of Cryptotermes secundus, 403 nucleotides long. RefSeq names its product COMM domain-containing protein 9-like. NCBI's taxonomy places the organism in Eukaryota, Metazoa, Arthropoda, Insecta, Blattodea, Kalotermitidae. The transcript has 2 exons. The coding region runs from base 2 to 265 and encodes 87 amino acids. The record is from RefSeq and is a predicted model, not a curated record.
GAUGGACUCUAAGGUUCUGGUUGGCCCACCUCGUCUAUUGGACUUCUCAUGUCAAGUCUGCUCUAAGGCCCCAGCAACAGACCCAGGAAAUAGCACCACUUCAUGUCUGCUUCAGCUUAAGAUACAGGAAAAUGAAACCACUGUCAAUGAACAGCCAUCUGUGUCCACCAUUACAGCUGAGCUGUCACGUCCAACGCUCGAUACUUUACUGGAUGGAAUGAGAAGGAUACGAGACCAGUUGUCAAGUGUUGCAGGAAGGAAAUGAACUGUCACUUGAGAAAUAAGGAUGUCAUUAUUUGCAGUCAUGUGAUAUAUUUGUUGUAGGAUGAGUAAUGACAAUUCUGUCCAGUGUGACUCAAUUAUAUAUUUAUAUUAAAUACCCUGACAUGUUUCAGUUAAGUUA